AUGGCUCCUCGAACCGACUUCCCUCCCGUCCGGGCCUGUCUCUUCGACAUGGACGGCCUGCUUCUCGACACCGAGGACAUUUACACGCUGUGCAUCAACGUGCUCCUCGAAAAGUACGGCCGCCCCAACCUGCCGUGGUCCAUCAAGGCGCAGCUCCAGGGUCGGCCGGGCCCCCAGGCCAACGAGAUCUUCCACAAGUGGGCGCAGCUCCCCAUCUCCCACGACGACUACAUGAGCCAGUACAGCGCCCUGCAGCAGCAGCACUUCCCGGCCGCGCGCCCCCUGCCCGGCGUUGAGAAGCUCUUGUCCGAUCUCGGCCGCACGCGCUGGUGGGACCUCCAGGAGAGCGACAAGACGGUCACCGCUGGCUCCGCCAAGCCCCAGCGCGUACACAUUGCCCUGGCAACAAGCAGCAACAGCGGCAACUUCAAGGUCAAGACGGCGCACCUGACUGAGCUCUUCUCCGUCUUUGAGACGUCGCGCCGCGUCCUGGGAGACGACCCUCGCGUCCAGCCUGGCCGUGGCAAGCCGCUCCCAGAUAUCUACCUGCUCGCCCUCAAGACCAUCAACGACAGCCUACCCGAGGGAGAAAAGCCCAUUACGCCCGAGGAGUGUCUGGUGUUUGAGGACAGUGUGCCUGGUGUAGAGGCCGGUCGUCGGGCCGGUAUGCGCGUCGUCUGGUGUCCGCACCCCAUGCUGAAGCAAGAGUAUGCCGGCAGGGACGAGGAGAUUCUGGCCGGGCGCAUGGGCGCGGCUGGCGAGGCCGUCGAUGUUCACCAGCUCGGAGAAAUCGGCGAUGGUUGGGCAGAUUACUACCUCGACUUGCAAAACUUUCCCUACGAAAAGUAUGGCAUUGCCGUCCCACCAGCCGAGACGGAGUUGGAACCAGCUAUGCAGGAGAACAAUGACGAAGAGUUGAUUGCAGAGAGCGCAAAAAAUUGA
This is a messenger RNA of Pestalotiopsis fici W106-1, 942 nucleotides long. RefSeq lists its product as uncharacterized. Lineage: Eukaryota; Fungi; Ascomycota; Sordariomycetes; Amphisphaeriales; Sporocadaceae. The record is from RefSeq and is a predicted model, not a curated record. Gene Ontology annotation, molecular function: phosphatase activity. Bases 1 to 942 code for a protein of 313 amino acids. The transcript has 2 exons.